CGCGGAUUUGUUGUGGUGUCGCUGUGAUAGCUGUGUGUUUAGCGACAAUAACGGCUCGUUUCAGCGUUUUAAGACUUUAAAAUCCACCCGAAAUGAGUCUGACAGUAAGAACUGAACUUGCGUCAGACAAAAACAAGCGCAAGAAGAGGAGAGAGCUCACCGAGGACCAGAAACAUGAAAUCAAAGAAGCUUUCGAGCUGUUCGACACAGACAAAGAUAAAGAAAUUGACUAUCACGAGCUGAAGGUGGCCAUGCGUGCACUCGGCUUUGAGGUGAAGAAGGUGGAUGUUUUGAAGAUUCUUAAAGAUUAUGACAGAGAGGGUAACGGCAAAAUAACAUUUGAGGAUUUCAAUGAAGUUGUGACCGAUCGCAUCCUGGAGCGAGACCCAAAGGAGGAGAUCAUGAAGGCCUUCAAGCUGUUUGAUGAUGACGAGUCAGGGAAGAUCAGUCUGAGGAACCUGAGACGAGUCGCUCGGGAACUCGGGGAGAACAUCAGCGACGAGGAGCUGCGCAGCAUGAUCGACGAGUUCGACGCCGACGGAGACGGUGAAAUAAAUCAGGAGGAGUUCCUCUCCAUCAUGACCGGAGACUCCUGAUGAGGAGUUUAAUCCAAGCUGAGGACUUUUGUGUAGGAUCAGUCGUCCACGUCGUGAGAAGCUGAGUGACUGAACAUCUGUCGGCGUGAGCAUGAAGGUAAACAAGUGUCAGCCUCCUCUGGAGGGUCUGACGUGGACUGGAGUCACUCACUGGCCUUGUGGUUUAUACUUGAUUUGUUACAUUAAAGGAGCGGACUGUCUGCCUCUUUGCUCGAGUCAGUCUCUCCUGAAGAUGUAAAUUGUUGUCAAAGAUGUUGAUAUCAUGACGCCAUCCUUUUAUUCUAACUUACUCUGAGUGUUGUCGACUUUUACACGAUGCUGUCUUAAUAAAAACAUGCACAUUAACCUCAAAAGUAAAUUUGAUGUUAGUUAAUUGAUUUAUAUUUGGAGGAGACAAAUGGAGACAUUUUAUGUUUCUUCCUGAAGUCGUUAUGUAACACAGUUCAUACUUUAGAGGACCAUUUUUGACUGGUUGUAUUUACAGUUUCCACAACGUGAGUGUUUGUAUGUGCUAUUUAUUUUGUAUCUUAACAAUAAAUCUGUUUGCCAAUAAAA
Epinephelus moara (kelp grouper) is the source of this 1151-nucleotide messenger RNA. RefSeq names its product centrin 3 (gene cetn3). Gene Ontology annotation, cellular component: microtubule organizing center. The transcript is spliced from 5 exons. Gene Ontology annotation, biological process: spindle pole body duplication. The coding region runs from base 93 to 596 and encodes 167 amino acids. NCBI's taxonomy places the organism in Eukaryota, Metazoa, Chordata, Actinopteri, Perciformes, Serranidae. Gene Ontology annotation, molecular function: microtubule binding; calcium ion binding. The record is from RefSeq and is a predicted model, not a curated record.